Nematolebias whitei (Rio pearlfish) is the source of this 2096-nucleotide messenger RNA. It is a transcript of the gene sapcd2, whose product is annotated as suppressor APC domain containing 2. The record is from RefSeq and is a predicted model, not a curated record. NCBI's taxonomy places the organism in Eukaryota, Metazoa, Chordata, Actinopteri, Cyprinodontiformes, Rivulidae. The transcript has 6 exons. The coding region runs from base 106 to 1506 and encodes 466 amino acids.
GUUAAGUAUUUUUAAUUGGUUUAACUUUACGCAUAUACGAAACUUAUAAUCAGCUCGUGCUGGUGUGCUUUUGAGUAAUUAAGUAGUGAAAGUUAUCAAUACUUCAUGGCUUUGAUAGCGACUGACCCGAGCUUCAAACCGAACGGGACGUCGGUGAUUUAUAACAGAGUCGGAGCAGGAAAAGACGUGAUGCAAGUCCAUUUGAACGGAUUUAAAACUAACAAAAUGCAGCCCAAAGAAACCGACGGGCUGCCCAAAGCUUUCCUGCAUAGUUUAAGGACUCUUUUUGACAUUUUGGACGACAGCGGACGAGGCUACGUCCACAUCUCGGAGAUCGAGAGUCGCUGGCAGGGCGCAGACACGAGGGAGCUGCCGGGCGGAGUGCUGGGCUGCCUCCGGAGGGUCACUCCGCCGCACGGUUGUCUCACUUUUGAGCGGUUCGUGGCUGGGCUGCGGUACUCCAUGCUCAAUCCGGAGAAUAGCUCCCACUUCAAGGCCCAGGCUGCUGUGCACCCUCUGCCACAGAGACCCGUCCCCGCAUCGUGUGGCGUCGGACCUGUGGUGGAGAACAAGGUCCGCCCGCUGGGACCGAGCAACGUGACGAACACCCAGCAGCAGCACCGGGGGUCCUCUCUGCAGAGCCGGGCCAGGCCGGAGGACGGGCCCGGGUAUCCCGCGUGUGGACAGGUGCGGUACGGCGCGGACUUCCAGAGAUCCGGGCGGAGUUUGGAGCGGGUUCCUGUAGCUCCGGAGGAUGGGGGUUACCGAACCGACCCGGUCCAACAUGGCUCCAAAGCUGCACAGCCUCAGCAGAGCAGGAUGAGGGCGAUUGAGUCGCUGGCCCUGGAGUCCCCACAGCUCCAUCAGGAUCCAUGCGUUGUGAAAUCAGGUUUACCGAGAUCUCAGAGUGAAUCAGCGACAGGCUUUAGUGGAGGUUCCAGACGACAUGGGCGGAGUCGGGAGGAGCAGAGGAGGCAUACCAUUUCCAACGGAGUGGAUUAUGAAAUGCUGAAGCAAAUGAAAGAGCUGGAGCAGGAGAAGGACUCCCUGCUGGCAGGCCUGGAAGUGGUGGAGCGGGCCCGGGACUGGUACCAGGGCCAAAUCCACAACGUCGCAGAGAGACAGCGACAGGUCGGACAGAGUUCUCAAUGUACGGACUUCUUCACAGAAGCUAGCCAGAGUCGCAUGAAUGUUCUCAUUCCCAAAUUACAAGACGUCAGCCGCUGCCUUAAUGACCUGAUUUCCUGCCCUGGAAUGCCGUCUUUUCCUUCGGGUGGUGCUCCGACUGCAGUGCUGUCCACUAACUCCCAGUCUCCAACCCCAGCACCCCCUCAGGCCAUCCAGAGGCUGAAGGACCAGAACCGACUUCUCACUCAGGAGGUGACAGAGAAGAGUGAGCGGAUCGCACAGCUGGAGCAGGAGAAGUCGGCCUUGAUAAAGCAGCUUUUUGAAGCUCGCGCUCGCAGCGCUCAGGACACCAGCACCUUGGAUUCCACUUUUAUCUGAAACAGCUCAUCAUCAGCGCCAAGUGUCAGACGGGAAUCAUAACGAAGUCCUGUCAACGUAUGCGUGCUGGUCUGGAGGAGAACUGAACAAGACAAGUUUACCCAACUGACCAUUUAUGACAUUAAUGCACCUUUAGUAGAUAUACAACACACCAGGACCCUCCACUACAACAGGAUUCAAAGCAUGCACUACCUGGAUAUGAUCAGUUCUGACCUGUGCGACCCAAAUGAAAAGCUCUUAUUUUCCUGCCUGAUCGAAGCUGAAAGACUGAAGCACUCAUGAACUCAGGCAGGUCCCAUGAUUCCAAUCACUCCAUUUCUUGCUGGAUUGCAGCAUCAACAAAAUCUCCUGUCCCUCUCCUAAAAGACUUAUUUGUACUCUUGCUGCUCAACCGCACAAAGAACAGAUCAUGAACUUAACGUAGCACAAACAGCUAUUGGCCAGUGAGGAAUAUUUUGUGUUGGAAUGAAAUGCCAUACUUCUGCAGAUGAAAACAACCAGCUGCACCCACUUGCUGUGACCCAUCAGAUACGCAUUUUUUUUCCAGUUUGAUACUUUUAGAAGACUUUUUUUUUCUUUCCUUUCUCUUC